AUGGAACAAUUUCGGCAAGACAUUGUCGAACGCAAUGGCCUAACGAUGCUGUUCAAGGAGAUCAAGGACAAGGAGACGAUUCAAGACCUCAGCUUACAAUAUCAGAAAUUUGCCGAAUGGCUACGCAUCGAAGUUGCGGCUACGAUAUAUCACCUCUUCCUCGCCGAAGACAACUCACCAGAGUUGUUUGCCCAAGCGAAGAGGAUUCACUCUCUGAUUCCCUACACUCUCAUGAAGAACGCCAUCCGGAUAGCCAACCCAGCAGCCGUCAUGUCCCACAUUCUGGACAUCUUCCUCGCCCAACCCUUUGGCGCCCGGUCGUUGAUGCAAAGGAUAUUCUCCCUCACGUUGAACGACGGCAUCCGAAACUUUCAGCGCUCUAUCGACGCGCUCGCAGCCAAGAUCAACGACCAAGUCUUUGUCGACAAGCUCAAGGCUUACAGCGACUCGGAGGAGCAGGUCAAGGUGGCCAUCCGGGAAGAGGCCGAGGCAGAGCAGAUUGAUGUCAUAGUGGUGAUUUUGAGGAGUGACUUGCUCAAGCCGGCGCUGAAGCCGGCCCAGAUUGAGAGACUGUAUAAUGCGUAUGUGGCGUUCAACAGCGCGGUGGAGAACGUGGACGAGGAGCUGAAGCAGGGGGCGCAGCUGUUUUCGUAUCUGAAGCAGUUGCUGAAGCUGCACAUGCGGCAGAGGGACAAGGCGAUGAUGCUGAACCUGAUUGAGGAGCCGGUGACGCUGCAGCUGUUUAGGGAUUUGUUUACGAUCUUUUACGAGCCGCUUGUGAGGGUGUACAAGUCGGCGAAUGUGUAUAACAGUGUGACGGAUUUUGCGGCGUUUGUGGAUGAUUUGAUUCAGGUCGUUGAAAAGUGCCGAGACCAAGACGCUUCUGCAGACCCUAACCAGACCGUGCAAGCCUUCAUCGACCUUUGCCAGCGGCAUGAGCACAAUUUUUACAAGUUUGUCCACGAGGUUCACACGCACGACAAUGGGCUUUUCACGCAGCUGAUGGGGUGGAUUGAGGGCAUUCUGGAGUUUUUGAGGCAUGGCCCCAAGAACGGCAGUCUGGAUAUCAACGCCUUGUUUGAAGGGGGUGUCAGCACUGGAGUUGUCGACAAGGACAAGGCCAUUGAGGAGAUUGACAAGUUGAUUGCCUGGCAGGAGGCCAGAAAGAAGUGGCAUCACGACAAGACUAGGCAGAAGAUGGCUGCGGAAGGGGGUGGCCCGGGGAUGGUGGAUGGGGUGCCGAUGGCGUUCAAAUCGAGUGAUUUUGGGUUGAAUGAGGAUGAUUUGGAGGAUAUGGCGUAUGAUGACGAUUCGGAGUCGGAGGCGGAGCUGGAGAUUGAGGAUGAAAUGGAUCCGAUUGAGGCAGAGAGGAGGAGGAGGGCGAGGAGGCAGGAUCGGCUGAGGAGGAAUGCCGGGGAGCCGGAGAAGCCUCAGGUGGAGGAGGUGCACAAGCUGAAGGAGAACUUUUUGGUGAUGUUGAGGAUGGUGCUUGCUGAGUAGGAUGAGGCGGUGGCAUUUUGGGGAGGAGGGGGGUGGGCAUGUGCAGUUGGGGGCACGGGACUUGGGAGGGGAGGUGUCAUCAUGGGCAUCUGGACUGGUUUUUGGGGGGGUAUGAGGUGAGGUGGAGUAUUUAGAGGGGUGAUAGAUGGGAUCUUUGCUACAGUGUUAAGAGGCUUGUUGUUGAGGGUAAGGCAAUAGGAGGGUAAAGGGGGAUACAUUCUUUCCUAUUUAUCUCCAUGUAGUUGAAGAAGCGAUAGCUUUUUGGUGGCGUUGGUGGGGGACGGCGGUCGUCCCAAUCUAACAGAUCAGUUUAAUAUUUUGUUUACUGUUGACUGUCAUUG
Molecule: messenger RNA, 1841 nt
Organism: Podospora pseudocomata
Lineage: Eukaryota; Fungi; Ascomycota; Sordariomycetes; Sordariales; Podosporaceae
Exons: 3
Coding region: 1-1500 (499 amino acids)
Molecular function (GO): phosphatidylinositol binding
Source: RefSeq, a predicted model, not a curated record